Molecule: messenger RNA, 1131 nt
Organism: Gossypium arboreum
Lineage: Eukaryota; Viridiplantae; Streptophyta; Magnoliopsida; Malvales; Malvaceae
Exons: 1
Coding region: 55-717 (220 amino acids)
Source: RefSeq, a predicted model, not a curated record
CUUUUAUAAACCACACCCCUAACGAACAGCUCAAAGAACCUGCUUACUGCAAAAAUGGCUUUUUACGUGGACGAAGAAAAUGUCUGGAAAUGUGCAAAGCAUCCUUCGAAGCGACGUCGUAGCGGGAUCUGUCCGGUUUGCCUCCAAGACAAGCUAGCAUCUCUUUGCCCCGACUGCGCCUACACGCUUCCUUGCGCUUGUACCGCAGCCUCUUCUUCUUCCUCAUACUCCUUCUCUUGCUUUUCAACCGCCGCAGAUGUCUCAGGUGUCGGCGCCGUCGGUCAAGUUUCCAAUCUCAUCGAAAGCGAGCCUUCGUUCCGACGAUCCAGAUCCCUAUCGAUUCCUUUUCUCCAUUUGAAACCGGAGAGUUUAAACGAAAAGAAGGGUUUAUCGGCGAGCAAUAAGAGCAAGACGCCGUCGUUUUGGACGAUGUUUAGUAGGGCUAGUAACAAGAGCAAGCGGUUCGACAGUGAAGAUCAUGGAAGAGAAGUAGAGAAAGAGAGCGCAGCGGCGGUGGAGGACGAAAGGAAGAGGAGGACGAUGAUGACGAAGUCGAGGUCCGUGGCGAUGAUGUCAAAUUCCGGCAUCGGAGAUUUGAAAUCUUCGACGUCUACGAAAGGAAAGGGGUGGCAUUUCACGAGUCCGAUGAAGGCAUGGAGGCAAACUAGGGUUUCCAAAUUGGUUUUCCAACAACAUUCUCCUUUGUAUAGAGGUUGAUUAAUUACUGUAAGUCCUUUUUUUGCUCUUUAUAUUUGUAUAGUACAUAAGUAAAAAUGCCAAAAAAAAAAAAAGGGGAACGAACGGAAAAAAUAACUGAGUGAAAUCGAGUCACUAAUGACAAUGAUUUUCAAUCUGGCUUUUUGGUGUUCAAUAUGUUACUGCAGUUGGUUAAAUUUCAAUGUGGUUUAUUAUUUUCCGUAAAUUUCAUAGACACGAAUCCCGAAAGAAGAUGGGGGGGAUUAAGAAACAUAAAGAAUGUGAAAGUUGUAGAAUGGGAAAGGGACAACAUGGGUGCACUGCAUGCAUACAUCCACAUUUGCAUAUGCUUUUGCAGGUGGAUAUGGAAGAGUUGGUUUUUUGCUUUGUUGUAUAUUGUUGUUACAUUUUGGGAAUAAAAAGAUACUGAAAGAA